GUCGCUCAAAGGAGAGACAGGAAGUCCCUCCUCUUCCUCCCAGAGGGAAGACGGUGAGCCGGAGGAGUCAGUCAGAGGGGCGAGCAGGAGCGAUCCCGUCGGCAAACAGGUUACGAGUGCCCAGUGAGCCGCCCUGACGCAGGACCUUCUUAAUGAUGGAUACUGAGAAGAAGCCAGAGAACGAUGAGGAUGAAAAUGCAAACAAAGAAGCAGGAGACUCGAGCGAUGUCUCAUCUCAUGAUGUAGAUUGUGGGCCCGUAGUUGAUGCGGUAGCAAAUUCCUCUGAAAACUCCACAAGCAAGAGAGGUUUUUCAGAAUCCUCAAACCUCGGCAGCGUCACCGUGGGGCAAGAUGGAAAUAAACAUGCUUCCAAACGAAUGAAGUUAUCGGCUGAGGCAGAGCACCUAAAGCGUGAAGAGCGGGGCGCUCGCGGGCUGGAAGCUUCUGAGAGCAUGGUCCCCGAAGGGCACAUCCCGUUGGGUGAGGCAGUGAAGGAGACCCUCCUGAACGAACGCCCCGAUGGAGGCACGGGUCUCCCCAGUGCCUUCUCCCCGCCUCCCAGUUUGAGCUCCACUGAUGCUGUUUCUCCGAAAACAGGCACCGAAGAAAAGUCUGCUCGGGAAAUGGUUUCCCUUGACCCGGGAAGAGAAUCUCCUUUGCCCCUGAAAGAGAUGAGUGUCAGUUGUACUGUUGGAAACGUAGAUACGGUUUUCAAGUGCGACGUAUGUGGUCAUCUGUUUUCCUCCUGCACUGACUUGGAAAAGCAUGCUGAGUGUCACCUGCAGCCACCUGGGGAACACGCCUGCUGCCACUGCGGCCACAAAGCAGAGAGCAGCGCGGCGUUGCACGCGCACGUCCGGCAGACCCACCGGCCGCAGCGGGUCUUUUCUUGCGAUCUCUGCGGCUUUCAGUGCAUGGAAGAAAACCUGCUGAAUGCACAUUAUCUUGGCAAAACACACCUCCGGCGUCAGAAUCUUGCUGCUCGUGGAGGAUUUGUACAGAUCUUAACAAAACAGCCCUUUCCCAAGAAACCUUGUUCCAUGGGAACAAAAAGUGUUCGCGUGAAACCGAGAGCUUCCAAGCCAGUAGCAAAGGCUAGUGAUUCAAAAGGAUUACGAGACGUUGGAAGCAAAUUUAAAGAUUUCAGAGGGGGCCUUUCUCAGCAAAGCGGAAGUAGCAGUGAGCUGCUUGUCGAAAUGACGCCGUCCAGGGAUCCUUUGUCAGAAACAGUAGAGAUUGUUGAAGACAACGUAACUUCUCUCGGCAUAGCUCGAAAUCCUGAAAACCAAAGUAAAACUAAAAAGUUAGCUCUGGUCAGCUCAGAGGGUCUCUUAGAUAAGGUGGAAUCUUCCAGAAGUAGCCUACAGGCAGCGCACGGUAUCAGCGCAGGCUCGAGACCAAGACCUGAGCGAAACGUCCUCACGCUGGGCAGUAGCUUCCGUCGACGAAGCGGCACUUUUACUUUAAAGGGCCAGGCCAAGAAAAGGUUUAAUCUUUUAGGAAUUAGUAAACGAGCAACUACUGAUGGGCAGAGGGUGUUUAUGAAACACUUGAGAACCCAGGUGAGAACAGGUGACGCAGAGUCUGCGUCCAGACACGCAGAAGCGAGUGGCGGUGUCCACAGUCUGUGUGUGACUUCCCCAGAAACACGGGACCCGAAGCAGGACAGAAGAAGCUCCCACCUCGCGUGCUCCCUGGACUCUCCCGCCGCGAGGCCAGCUGCCACCCAGCAGACGUGUCCUUGUACGGACUGUGCUCAAGUAGCUACAGAAAGGACGGAGCUGGAGACCCGUGGGGAGGGGUGCCCCACCGGAGACGUGAAGCUUCGCUGCCAGGAGCGUGACUUUUCCAGCCCAUCGAGGAGGGACUCGGACAAGCAUUUGUACGACAACCAGCACCAGCACACCGCCAGUGUCCUCCAUUGUCAGCGCUGUUCGUUUAGUUCUGAGGACGAACCAGGUCUUACAGACCACAUGAAGGAAAAGCACAAUAUGUGUUUUGUCUGUACUCCUUGUAGUCUGUUCUUCUUGUCUGAGAAGGACCUGGAGGAGCACAGAACAACUGAGAAGCACGUUCGUUUAUUGGUUCAGCCAGAGGCUUCUCAACCGCGUAACAGUGAUUUGGUGUUACAGUCUUUACCCUUAAGUACUUUAGAAUCAGAAAAUACAAGAGAUGCUCUGAGUGAGUCCGGUAAAGCAGCUCAGGAAGAGCCCGUUAAGUCCAGGGUGAGCCAUGGACAUGAAGUCAGGCAUUCCAGUAAGCCUCAGUUUCAGUGUAAGAAGUGUUUUUAUAAAACAAGGUCUUCCACUGUCCUCACGAGACACAUAAAGCUCCGGCAUGGUCAGGACUACCACUUUCUGUGUAAAGCAUGUAAUCUUUAUUCGUUGAGCAAAGAAGGCAUGGAGAAGCACAUUAAGAGAAGCAAGCAUCUUGAAAAUGCCAAGAAAAAUAACAUCGGCUUGAGUUUUGAAGAAUGUAUUGAAAGGGUAUGUAUAGGUGCAAACGAUAAAAAGGAAGAGUUUCAUGUUUCUGGAAAUGGCAGGAUAGAAGGCCACGUGGAAGGUGCACAGUUACAGGAGCAUGUCUGCCUCGAAAAGAGCGUGCUGACUACCAAGGAACUGUCACAGUCCGGCGGAAUGACCAAAGAAGGGGAGGUCACUUUGACCGCCACCCCAAAGAGAGGGAGACCGAAAGGUAACAUGUCACGGACAUGUUCUCAUUGUGGUCUCUUGGCCUCUAGUAUCACAAACUUGACUGUUCACAUUCGACGAAAGCACAGUCACCAGUACAGUUACUUGUGCAAAGUGUGUAAGUAUUACACCGUAACCAAGGGAGACAUGGAGCGUCACUGUGCCACUAAGAAGCAUAAAGGACGAGUAGAAGUAGAAGCCAGCGGCAAACAAAGUUCAGACAUCAUUGUCGGCCCUGAAGGGGGUAACCUUGAAGCCUGUAGAAAGAGUGCCACGUCAGCGGUUUCAGGGGAGCACGCUAACAAGUCCGCUGAGUCAGAUACCUCUGUUUCAGAAAAGCCAGGAGCAGAGCAUGGAAAUCCAACUGAAGUCGAAGUGGCAGGUGUGUGUCAUUCUGUAGAUGGGGAAGCUGACAGCCGUCUUCCUGAUAAAAAGGAACAGAUGUGUCUGGAACCGGAGGGCCCUGUCCAGCAGGGGGACGCUACGGGUGUAAGCGAUAAUAAGUGUGUACACUGUGAGUUUAGUGCCCACUCUUCUGCUUCUCUAGAGCUGCACGUAAAACGGAAGCAUACAAAGGAAUUUGCUUUUUAUUGCAUGGCGUGCGAUUACUACGCUGUGACCCGUCGAGAGAUGACGAGGCAUGCAGCCACAGAGAAACACAAGGUGAAAAGGCAGUCUUACCUGAACUCUUCGGACAUGGAAGCAGGUUCUGCAGACGUGCCCAGGAGUAUCAUCAUAUCCAACGAGCAGCAUCAGCCAAAUUCUGAGGAAUAUCAAGUGAUUUCAGACCAACCAUCUGAAGAAACUCUGAAAUCUAGAAGUACCGCUGAUUGUUCUGUUUUGGAUGAGAAUACUCAUCUAGGUGUGGCUAAAGUACUCCGUGCUCCCGACUCAGUAGAAAUUGAGACUGGAGACGAAUCUAAUCUCAGUGAAGAGCAUUCCUUCUGUGAAACUUUCCAACAGCCCCUUGCCAAGGAAAAAGCUCUGAAACCCGAGGAUGUGUCCCUUACUGUUUCCUCUGAUUGUGCCUCCCCGAGCAGAUUUCAGAGUGAAAAUGCAGGAAGCUCAGCUUUGGAUUAUGAGCCAGUAGAGAGAAGCCACAGCAUGCUGAAUGACAUUGGUGGUCCAGGCCCGCGUGGCGAGAGUGAUGUGGGACGUGUGGGCGAGAAUGCAGGUGAAACCCUGAGCAAACGUGGAUGUCCUGGAGGUUUAGGGGGAGGGCAUCUGGCCGAAAGCACCGUCCCUGUUGUGAUGACAAGGAUGGGACAGGAGCCAGACCUGGAGAGCCGUGGUCAGAACGACGUUGGAAGUGUGCAGAGUUCAGAGGACUUGAAAGAUGGUACCCAAGAAGACCCCGUUCUAGAGAACAAGGAGAUUCUGAUGAAUUCCCAGCAUGAAACUAAAAUUAUCUUGGAAGAGGAUGGUCUGGCUUCUGAUAGCACGGUUGAAAGUAAUGAUGUGUAUGAAACUAUAAUCAGCAUUGAUGACAAAGGACAGGCCGUGUACAGUUUUGGCCGGUUUGAUUCUUCCAUAAUAAGAAUAAAGAGCCCUGAAGAUGGUGAGUUGUUGGACCAGUCUGAAGAGGGUCUCAUAACCACAGGCGUGAGGAUCGGUGAGUUGCCCUUAAAAGACUGUGCCCAAGGUGUGAAAAAGAAGAAAUGUGAAGGUAGUUCCUUUGGUGAAUCCACACGAAUUCGUUGCGAUGAUUGUGGCUUCUUAGCAGAUGGUUUGAGCGGACUGAAUGUGCACAUAGCCAUGAAGCACCCUACGAAAGAGAAGCACUUUCAUUGUUUACUGUGUGGAAAGUCCUUCUACACCGAGAGCAACCUCCACCAGCACUUGGCUAGUGCUGGUCAUCUGAGGAACGAGCAGGCCAGUGUGGAGGAGCUUCCGGAGGGAGGGGCCACCUUCAAAUGUGUCAAGUGCACGGAGCCCUUUGACUCAGAGCAGAAUUUAUUUCUCCAUAUUAAAGGGCAGCACGAAGAGCUGCUUCGGGAGGUGAAUAAGUACAUAGUGGAAGACACUGAGCAGAUCAACCGCGAGAGAGAAGAAAACCAGGGGAACGUCUGCAAGUAUUGCGGGAAGAUGUGUCGAAGUAGCAAUUCGAUGGCAUUCCUGGCACACAUUCGCACCCACACAGGAUCAAAACCAUUCAAGUGCAAGAUAUGCCACUUCGCAACGGCUCAGCUUGGCGAUGCCAGAAACCAUGUCAAAAGGCACCUUGGGAUGAGGGAAUACAAGUGUCAUGUCUGUGGGUGAGUAACCUGAAACCAUCUCUGCCUUGGUGAGCCAGGCAGCAUGUGCGGGAUAGCCAUUGUUUCAGAAUUCAGAAGUGAUAUGAGUAAGAGUGGCUAAAAUUAUGCAUGCGUACCCUCCUUUCCAUUGUUAUGGUAAAUUCCUUAAAUACAGUUAUGACAUUCUUCUCCCACUUCUAAUCCUCUACUGCAGAUGAGCAAUUUUAUGGGCUACAAGGUCAAUUUGAACCUGUAAUCUGUAAAUUGACUAAAUUAUAGGAUGUUCAUUCACAUUGCCAGAGAGAACUGUAAAUUCCAUUUAAAGACAUAAAAAAAAUACAUAAUACAGCUUUAGGAACGUAUAUGUAUUUUUUUUUUUUUUUCUCUUUUGCCAUACUGCUUUAAUUUUUAAUCACAUUAGUGGCUAGAUAUCCCGGACAUAUCCCAUAAAGAGAAAGGCAGAAAAAGAUUUAAUUUCAGACAACUGGUCACUGAUUGUUGCAGAGAUGAAGCUUAAAUAAACAGUGUAUAAUGUAUGUUUUUGUGUAACUUUAUUCCAAAACUUGUUUGCCAUUUUUAGUUAAUGACUCUUCCUCUAAAGAAUCGUUGCCGGUGUUAAGCUGUCACUCAGAUGUGUUGCGUUUAAUAGGAAGCACUGAGAUGCCUUAAUGCACAACUGAUUAAUUUAGCAGAAAUGUUUAAAAGGUUUUAAAAUGCCAUGACAUCUAUGGUAUAUCAUAGGACAUUCAGAGCUGGAUUUUAAUACCCUCUCUCUGAUUAAAAAUAUAUUUUAAUGCUAUUAUGCUAGAGAAAUUAACUAAUAUGUGUAUCCUGUGAAAACACUUUCUGUGAAACCUGAGAAACGUGCAAUUCUUACGGCCGAUUCCCUAAAUACUACAGGCUCAAUUAAAUUAUGCACUGUGCACAUGUUAUAUUAGGUUUCCCUUUUUAGUGGAAGAUUUAGUGGGCAAAUAUCUUUUAAGUCAAAAACAGCCUCUGUCUUUUGUUGGGCAGUCAUGUCAUGCCAGGAUGCCGUUGCAUUUUUUGACCCUUAAGAUAGUUUUACAAAUAACUUUGCAAGCAGUUUUAUUAACCACGGUCUGUGAUUUAUUCAUUGGCAGAAUUGAUGGCUCAGUAACUUGCAGCUAAAGUAAAUGAAGAUGAACCUUUGCCCUCAAGCCCCCUGAAGAUCAGUGGGGAAUGAGUUUUGUUGCCACUGGCUUUAGCUGCAAGGGUUGAGUGCCAAAUGGUUCAUUUUAAUUGCUCUAGGUCUUGGAAUUUUAAGAGAUACCUCAUUUAUUGUUUUUACCGUAUGAGUUGUAGGAAAGAGGAAGGCCCUGACUCCAAUGAGAAUUUGCUAUUAGAUGGCACUAAGCAGUUUCUUCCUCAGAUCUUCAAAAUAAUUGGGCAGUUUUUGCGUGCUCUGUUAUUAGAAAUCUAAUUCCUCCAUUUUUUUUUUUUUUUUUUUUAAUUUUUAUUAGGGUUACUAAGUCUUGGGAAAGAGAAGAAACUUUUUUGGAGACUAGUUUCUGACCUAAGUAGCAUCAAAAGCAGUACAGGAUUGGUUGGCUUUGAUUGUCCUUUUUAAACCCACUUGGCUCAUUGCUUGUUACCGCAAACCACUGACAUGUGACACUCGUCUAUUUGCUCGAUUCCCAGGAUGAAGAGUUAUAAAUACAUAGAGAUACAUUGAGUUGUGUGCUGAUGCCACAGAGGUCUGAAUGUAUGCACGGGAGCGGCAAUCUAGAUUCCAAAACUGUGUCUUUGAGAAUGAUGGUAGUCAUUGAACUUUAUUUCGCUUUGAAAUAAUAGUUGUCUUAAUUUUUUGUAAGUGAAAUUUGAUUUAAAAGUUAUAGAACAAUAACUUUUCUAGGGUACAUAUUGUCACGGUGACGCUGAAAGUUCUGAAGAAUUGUAGUAAACCCAAGAAGUGUUUGUCUGUGGAGUUGAAACGAGCAGUUUCGAUGAGUUAGGUCUAACGAGUUAGAACCCUCUCAGGGGAAAGAAAAAGUAUUGUAGGGCGUUCUGUAUUUCCUGUAUUUCAAAUGGAUAGGGCAGUAGGUAGGUUAAAAACUAAAGUGAGAAUCAUGAUAAAAAGCAAGAAUUGGCCGUCAGGUUAGUGGCAGUAGCAUUGGUACAUUAACACUGGUGACAAUGUCAAUUCAUUAUCAUUGAUGGCUAAAUAAUCCUGGAAAUGCUCAGUGGACCUAUUAGUUCCUGAACAUAAGCAGCCCAUGCUGCAUUUCUUCAUUAGCUUUAAUUGCUAUAAAUUUUACCUUUUAAAAAAAUCAUGCUUUAAAAGUUGAAGUGAUCUUUCAGGAACAUUAACUCUAUAAUUUUGUCACAAACAGAAGGCCCUGCACUGUGUUUUCUUUUCUGCAGUACUUAGGAUCUUCAUCUCUGGCUUUUAGAAUUUUAUGAAUAACCUUUUCGUUACCUGAAUUGCAAGAAAAUAAACUGCUUUUCAAAUAGUUCUGACUGACUAAUAUAUAAAAACAAUGGAGCAGACAUUUUAAAAAUGAAAUUAAUACUCACAAUGUUGUAUUCUUUUGUCCUAGUAACUCUUGCUUUUCUUGAAAAAAAAAAAAAAAACCCUCACAUUUUAUAGCGAAAUUGAUGGAAA
This is a messenger RNA of Leopardus geoffroyi (Geoffroy's cat), 7547 nucleotides long. RefSeq names its product zinc finger protein 407 (gene ZNF407). Bases 153 to 4949 code for a protein of 1598 amino acids. Lineage: Eukaryota; Metazoa; Chordata; Mammalia; Carnivora; Felidae. The transcript has 3 exons. Gene Ontology annotation, cellular component: nucleus. Gene Ontology annotation, biological process: regulation of gene expression. The record is from RefSeq and is a predicted model, not a curated record. Gene Ontology annotation, molecular function: zinc ion binding; nucleic acid binding.